Messenger RNA from Athalia rosae (coleseed sawfly), 5214 nucleotides. RefSeq lists its product as uncharacterized. NCBI's taxonomy places the organism in Eukaryota, Metazoa, Arthropoda, Insecta, Hymenoptera, Athaliidae. The transcript is spliced from 8 exons. The coding region runs from base 1967 to 2959 and encodes 330 amino acids. The record is from RefSeq and is a predicted model, not a curated record.
AGGAGAGGUAAGUGAAAGAGAGAAAGAGAUAGAAACAGAGAGCGGAAUAAGGACAUGUGGGGAAAACCCCACAAGCUUGAAGCUGGAGAUCGAGCUGCGAUAGAGAACGGCUAUGGAGCUAAAGAAGGAGAGAGAAGAGUAGUUGCUUGGGAAGAGUAGAUGUGCACACAAUUCAAGGUGUGUAAGAGAAACACACAAAGAAUCUCAGUACACAAGAAGACCAUGAGGAGAGAAAGGAGAGACGCCUCUUCUUGGCUCUUCUUUUAAAGCUGCUGCAGCUCCACAACACCACUAGCAGCCGAGAAACAACGGAGAGACCUUCUUCUUGAACAUAGCUUUGUUUGAUGCAGGAGACGGCUUCUCAGACCCAGACCCAGACGCAUACGUGCGGUUAUUAUACGACAUAUUCACAUACUGCUGCUUCAUUUUUCUGCAAUGGGUCACCCCUACUUGCAUAGAUGCUAUAAUGAAUAGCACACGAGGUUUUUAAUUGUUCGCGAAAAACGAGCUGCAUUUUCCAAUUUAUCUGUUUUCUCUGAUGUUGAUAUCGGUAUACCCGUUGAGAAUCUAGCAAUACAACAAAACAAAGAUACGGAGAAAGAGGGAGUAUAAAAAGGAUGGAAAAAAGAACACAAUUUAUCGCCUGAAGACUUGCGUCAGUGAAACGCGCGAUUGACGUAAUUCGCUGACGCGUGCACGAGUACCUCCGAUAUACAUAGUCCCUCGGGUUUCUGAAGCACGGGGAAGAAUUUCACCAUUGGAUUCUUCAUCGUCCUAUUCUGGGUAUCGAGCAUUGAACUGCCAUACAGCAGCCGUAUUUUCUGAGUGGUAGAGGAUUCAGGAUUCGGAUACACCGGGACGAAACACCCGGCGCCCUGAACUGCAGCCCUGCGAGUGGCAGGCCCCACUUUUUACCCAGGGGUAAAAUCCCCAUCUGCUCGUCAACCCGGGGGAAAUAAUUCCGUUCAUCGUUCGCAUCGUUUUUCAACAGCUAUAACGCAUCAUAAAGGCAGGGUAGCAUUGAAGAGGAAGAAACGGAAAACAAGGCACGUGGCAUACGUCAUUGUCGUACACACGAAUUAUGUGUCUCGGCAUCUCUCGUCUCUGAUCUUUCUCGCUGUGGUGUAUAGGUGAGCCUCUAGAUACGAUUGACCUGCGUGAAGCUUAGGUAUAAAAUAGCCCUAAGAGAAGCAAAUAUAUUCACUAGUCAGCUUAUGGCUGGGAGUAUUCGUCGAAGUCGAGACUCAGCCGUAGCAUCGGGACGGAGUAGCGACAACGGGACGACCGACCGACGCUGACGUAGAUGCCAACCAACCACCACAAGCGGACGAUCCAUGUAUAACUACAUAUCUACACGCAUACAUGGAGAACUCGCUGCUCUCCAAACUCACACAAAUGCGAAUUUCACAUUUAACCAAGCUGCGCACAGAGGGCGACAGGAAAGCGUGUACGGCAGGGAGGGCAGGGAACGUGUUCGGUUUAACCCACACAGACAGAAAGCUGUUGAGAGAAAGAGAAGGAAGAUCUUGUCUGUGUAGUUUGUUGGGUGGUUGUGUUGAGUGUAGAGCGUUCGUCGAAUCCGCCGCUUCAGGCUGAAAGCUCCGCUCGCUGCUCCUCCUCGCCUAGCAUCGAUCUCCGCGCGUUUAAUUUCGAGUCGUCGCGUCGACCGGCAACGUAAGCGCGCGCCUCUGCAACAAGACAUCAUCAGCAGCAGCAGAACUAGCAGCACCAGCAACAGCGGCAGAAGCUAGGAGAACGAUUACUAAAAGAGGGAGGAGAGCGAGCAGCAGCCGUGAACAAUCACAGAUACGUGAGGAAGAUAUUCGAAGGGCAUCCUGGAAAUAAAGUCAAAGUGCUAAGAGCUGAGAGAAAAAGGAAGCGGCAGCGACAGCGAGGGACGACGAAACGAUCAUUCGUCCGGUGGUGCUGCCCUCAGUUGGGUAGUUGAUUUACCACAGUUAUCACAAUGGCUUCUGUGAAAGACACAGCUACUUUCUUCGCAGAGGGAACUGCAAAUCAAUUUGAGCACGUUAUUAAACUUUAUCCUCAAGCUUUGAGGCUGAAGGCGGACAGGAAGACUAAAAAACCAGAAGAAUUGAUCAAAUUGGACGACUGGUACCAAAAUGAACUGCCCAAGAAAAUUAAAUCCAGGGGAAAAGAUGCUCAUCUUAUUCAUGAAGAGCUGGUACAGACCAUGAAGUGGAAACAAACGCGUGGCAAAUUUUACCCACAACUUUCGUACCUGGUAAAGGUAAAUACCCCAAGAGCAGUCAUGGCAGAGACAAAAAAAGCAUUUAAGAAGCUCCCAAAUUUAGAACAAGCCAUCACAGCAUUGUCGAACUUGAAGGGUGUUGGAACUACCAUGGCUUCUGCUCUGCUUGCUGCAGCAUCUCCAGAAAAUGCUCCUUUCAUGGCAGACGAAUGUUUGAUGGCAAUUCCAGAGAUUGAGGGCAUCGACUAUACCACUAAAGAGUAUCUGAACUUCGUUCAGCACAUUCAGACCACAGUUGAAAGGCUCAACAAACAAAUAGCAAAUGGAAAAUCGUGGAGCCCACACAGAGUGGAAUUGGCUCUUUGGACUCACUACGUUGCUUCAGAGCUGAAACCUGAGCUGCUUGAUGGGAUUCCCGGCACAACUGAAAACGGAAAUUCACAUCCCACAAAUGGAGAGACGACAGAGCCGUCCGAUGAUAGCAACCAGGAACCAGCUGUUGUUGUGGCUAAUGGAAAGGAGCCAAUAGAUCCUGCUGCCAUUGAUGAAAAUAGUACAACUUCUUUUACCGAAGAUUCUUUGGAUAAACCGGCGACUCCGAUAACGGUAGCUACGACGACAACGCCGAGUGAGGAUACUAAUGAUUCUCUUGCAACAAAUGAGAGUAACACUCGACCAACUGAUAGCGAGGAUACCGAAGAUUCGCAGGAUACCCAAGAGCCCCCGGUUAAAAAAAGCAAGAAGUGACCCCCUAGCCAAUCCCAAUUACAUACCGUUACCCACAUCGUGUCAGCUAAUAAUUCUGCGCUGAUCGUGGCUAGGCGAUACUAAACUCCGGGAUUACGGGUUCAGUUUACAUCUUAACUAUUCCAAGUUAUAAGUUAAUUAUUAAUUAUUAUAACAGAACACGGAGGCAAAGGCAGCCUCUGUGUCUACAAAGUGCAUCGUUUGUUCCUCCCUCUUCCGCAAGAAUUUCAAGCCCCUCCCUUUCCUCUCCCAUCCAAAUAUAUCCUUGUUGUUACUCUACCUUGCAGUGUUCUUAGCAAUCUCAACGUCUCAGAUUUUUUUUUACUCGUUAGAUAACUCUUUGAUUCCCUCCUAUUUGUAAUUUUGAUCGAUGAAAUUUAUUGGGCUAAAAUUAUUGCGGAAGUAAGAAAUUUUAAUUUUGUAACUUAAUUAGGUACCUAUUCUCUAAGUGAUGAAGCGUCGUAAUAUUUAAUUUGUUAGCUAACUGGUCGGCGGAUUUUUUCUCCAAUCCAGUGGUCAAUUAAAUACAAAAAACAUUUAUAAGUAACAAUUCACACAACUCAACUCAGUCACACUUACGGUGAAUGAAAUGAAAUGAAAUAUUUUACGAUUAAAAAACAAAUAGACAGACAGAAAAAAUAUGAAUUUAAAAACUAAACAAAUUAAUAAAAAUAAACAAUUAAUUAAAUAAAUAAAUAAGAUUAAUAGUAAAAUAUUGAUCGUGAGACGGACAGGAAAUUAUUUAGCGACAAGCGUUGCACCAUCGAUAAUGAUUUAAUUCUGGCGUGACGUUAGUUUCUUUUUUCUGUAGUAAAAAAAAUAUCUUCAAUUUAUAUAUACAAUAUAAUUCUAUAAGAAGCAUUGGGGCCCCAGCCGCACGAGGUCUACCUUUAUCUGAUACCUGUUUAUCCUCUCCACCGCAACUCGACACCUAAUUUGAUUUCGUUGCUGCACUGGGACCUUCCGUAGACGUAAGAAAGUUAUUGUUCGUAUCCAAUAAUCAUUAAUUAUUUCAAUGAUUUUUCCCAAACACAUAUAUUCACACACACUGCAGAGUAUAAUUAUUAAACUGGCUAUAAUGGACAAAUAAAUUUCAUCAAGACAUCCAAUAGAUCAAUUAUCAUCGUAGAUACACCUUUCUAAUUAUAUGUUUGUUAUUUGAUAAUAUUUGUCUCAAAUUAUUUACAGUCGUACCAUCGUAAUGAGAGAUUAAAAGAAAAUUUUAAGGGAAUUCAAAGAACGUACAAUCGAAAUACCGAGUCCGAGGUGGGGAGGCACAAAGGGGAUUGAGUGCUAAUGAGUCUUUAUACUUUGUGUCAAAAACUUGAUCGUUUUGCUUUUUUUGACAAAGGGGCGGGUGAGCUUUAAAGAGACUAAUCGCUCCAAAAUUCAAAUUUAAUUUUAUUUACCAGUAACAACCAGUAACUGAUACACCCGUGACCAGCGAACAGAGCGGUACGCUAAUAUUAUCUUAAUCAUAAUAUUAAUAAUAAUAAUAAUAAUAAUAAUAAUACUGAAUCAUUACCAUAAUUUAUAUACUUACCUUGAACUGCAUGUGAAAACGUAUGCAUGGAGUAAACCAAAUACCUUUUAAGUAAGGAUUGUUAGAAAAUGAAGUAAAAGUAACUCUUUCCGAGAGUCAGCCUACCCAAGAGAUUGCAGUGGCAGCAGAUCUUCACCACGUCCGAGGUUUAUGUACAGGGAUUUAACUAGUAUUUUUGCAUAAUGACCAUAAGUAAAUAAAUAAAUGAAUAAAUAAAUAAUUGAACGAGGGAAAAGACACAAAAGGAAAAGAGGAAAGAAAAUUGAAAUCGUACCUUUAAUGAAUUAAAAAUUGAAGAAACUUGAGAGGAUAAAAAUAAAGAAAGAUAUUCGAUACGAAAAAAAUAGCGACAAAACGUAGUAUAUAUAAUGGAGAAGUUGACCAGCUAGAAUUUCGCUGCUAUACAUUCUCAAUCUCUCUUUUCACAAGCAUACAAACAAAUAAAUUACAUAUUCUCUUUCUCUCUUUCCUUUUUCUCCCCAAAUUUUAUAUAAUUGUAUUUGUAUGUUAUAAUUCACAAGAACAUGAAGCGAUAAAAAGAAAAUGAUGAAUUUAAAUUAAUUAGCAACUCAGAUAUACUUUGCAUUAUUACAUUAAUCAGAUCAUUGAUGAUAUACAGCUGUUCUCAAAGGAAGUUAUAGGUUGCGAAUCUAUUUUCCAAAAUAUAUAAUUAUAUGUAUAAAUAAUAAUUAAAUUUAAAAUUGAUAACGAU